Molecule: messenger RNA, 2333 nt
Organism: Setaria italica (foxtail millet)
Lineage: Eukaryota; Viridiplantae; Streptophyta; Magnoliopsida; Poales; Poaceae
Product: sucrose nonfermenting 4-like protein
Exons: 13
Coding region: 503-1987 (494 amino acids)
Source: RefSeq, a predicted model, not a curated record
AACCGGGCCGGGCCCCUUUCUUUCCUCCUCCUUUCCUCUCCGUCUCCGUCUCUCUCCAUCUCCUCCUCCGCCUUCUUCCCUCUCCCCGCCACGCCACGCCGCAUUCGCAUCUCCGGAUCCCCGCCGCCCGCCUCGCCGCCGCCUUCCACUCGCCAUUCGCGCCGCCCCAUUCCGCCCUCGCGACCCACCCCCCGCCUCGAUCUCGCCUCGAUUCCCCGCGCCCCGAUUCGUCUAAGUCUCGCUUGGGUAGGAGGAGAUGGCUUGGGGCGGGGGCUGCUCGGGCCGGCGCGGGUGAUCUCUCCUCGCGCGGGGAGCCCUCUCUCGCACCACGCGGAGGAUCCCGUCCCGGCUGGUGCCCCUCUCCUCCGCCUUGUUCCUCUCCAUCUCUCUGUGUCUGCGCGCGCGCUCGCGACUUAGGGUUUCCUCCUUCUGAGCUAGCGGAUAGCGGAUUCGAUCUCCUCCCCUCCCGCUGCUCUGUCUCUCCCCCGCCCGCCCGCCCGCCAUGUUCUCGCACGGCGCUGAUUCCGCACACGACGCCGGGGGCGUCGGCGUCAGCACCGCCGGAGCCACCGUCCCCGCCCGCUUUGUUUGGCCCUACGGUGGCAAGAGGGUCUUCGUAUCAGGCUCCUUUACCAGGUGGUCAGAGCAUUUGCAAAUGUCUCCUGUUGAAGGCUGCCCCUCCGUAUUUCAGGCUACUUGCAGCCUGUCUCCGGGAAUGUACCAGUACAAGUUCUUUGUGGACGGGGAGUGGCGGCACGACGAGCGCCAACCUACUGUAUCAGGAGAGUAUGGCAUAGUUAACACUCUAUACUUGACAAGGGAAAUUAAUCAAAUAAACUCAGUAUUGAGCCCAAGCACACCUGGAACCAGGAUGAACAUGGAUGUGGAUAAUGAAACUUUUCAACGUACGGUUACGGUGUCGGAUGGUAAUAAUCAAGAAGGUCCUCUUAGAGUUUCAGAGGCUGCUAUACAAAUCUCUAGGUGCCGUGUUAUUGAAUAUCUGAGUUUGCAUACAGGCUAUGAUUUGCUUCCAGAUUCGGGCAAGGUUAUUGCUCUGGACAUUAAUUUACCUGUGAAACAAUCUUUCCAUAUCCUGCAUGAACAGGGAAUUCCUGUAGCUCCUCUGUGGGAUUCGUUCAGAAGUCAGUUUGUUGGCCUUCUGAGCCCAUUGGAUUUCAUACUCAUAUUGAAAGAGCUAGAAACUCAUGGCUCGAACUUGACAGAGGAACAGCUUGAAACACACACUAUAUCUGCAUGGAAAGAGGCUAAGCGGCAAACUUACGGAAGAUACGAGGGGCGACCGCAUCAGCCUCUAGUGCAUGCCACCCCUUAUGAGUCCUUGAGGGACAUUGCUCUGAAGAUAUUGCAAAAUGGCAUUUCUACAGUGCCAAUUAUUUAUUCAUCAUCGUCAGAUGGGUCAUUCCCACAGCUGUUGCAUCUUGCAUCCCUUUCCGGAAUUUUGAAAUGUAUCUGUAGAUAUUUCAAAAACUCAACUGGCAAUUUGCCUAUUCUAAACCAACCGGUGUGCACGAUUCCACUGGGUUCCUGGGUUCCAAAAAUUGGUGAUCCAAACAGUCGUCCAUUGGCUAUGUUGCGGCGUACUGCAUCACUUAGCUCUGCCCUUAACAUGUUGAUUCAAGCUGGAGUCAGCUCAAUACCAAUUGUGGAUGAUAAUGAUUCGCUGGUUGACACUUAUUCCAGAAGUGACAUCACAGCUCUAGCAAAAGACAAGGUCUACACACAUGUUCGCCUGGAGGAGAUGGCCAUUCAGCAGGCUUUGCAACUUGGACAAGAUGCCAAUACACCUUUUGGUUAUUUCAACGGGCAGAGGUGCCAGAUGUGCCUCCGGUCUGAUCCUUUGCUGAAAGUGAUGGAGCGACUGUCUAAUCCUGGGGUGCGGCGGGUGUUCAUUGUGGAAGCUGGGAGCAAGCGUGUGGAAGGCAUAAUAUCGCUGAGUGAUAUUUUCAAGUUCUUGCUGAGCUUGUGAGAAGAGCAUGGCAUAGAUGGUUUGUUGUGACAAGUGCCGGAGUUUUAACUGUAGCAAACAGCAGAUGUGAAGCAAGCUGCCGUAUGCCAUGGACGAACGGGUCUCUCUGUCUGUCUGUCCGUGGCCUUUGGAUAAGUAAGGCCAGGAUUAAAGGUGGCUGCUUGUCUUCGCAGAUAAUGGGCAUUAUUCAGUUCAGGGUCUGUCUGUAAAGUUCCUUGUUUUUUUUUUAAUUUUGUGCCCCCUGUUACACAAAAUGUGGUGAUUUUUAUUUAUUGGAUUGUUUACUCUUGAUGGUUGCUCGGCCGCUGAGAGACCGACCGUGCUAUCAUACUAGGUGGUUGCAUUA